AUGGAUAACACAGGGGUUUGCAGCAAAAGCCGUAAUACCAUAAAGACAGAUCUCACUUUGCUGCUCGAGUGUCUGAAGUUUCAGAUGAAAUGUCCCGAUUUGCAGAAACAAGCUCUUCUCACCAUUCACUCAAUCUGUGAAAGGAGAGAGGAUAAUGUGGACCUGCUGAGGGAAAUGGGAGGUGUGUCAUUUGUGUAUAACCUCUCCAAAUCCAGCAUUGUUCGCUCAGAUGUCAAGGAGACUGCACUCUUUACGCUAGGCACGUUAGCAGAGGCCAAUGUGUAUUGCAAGAAUUAUCUCUGCAGGAAGGAGACAUUUGCAGACCUUGCUGGUUUGCUGCUGAAAGAAGACAUCCCGCUGACACAGAAGAGAGUGUCUGUGUACUUGCUGUCUGUGUUGGUCGCCAACAAUAAAUCAGGACAGACUUUAGGCCAAACUACUGGCUGCCUGGAUAUCCUACUGGACCUCUUCAGGACCACUUCCCCUCUGUCUACAGAGGCUACCGUGAGAGCAGCUAAUGCUACUCAAACCUACCAGCUUUGGGCAUCUGUGUCCAGUGCUCUCUGUGGAUGUGUCAACAACCCUCAAAAUGAGGAGGGUCAGCGUAUUUGUGUGGCAGCCUUUGCCGUGAUAAAAGUCUGGCUUCAGCAGAUCGAUUUGACACGCACUGACAUUUUUCAACCCAUGUGUUCCUUCAUAGCAAUGACGGUUUCCAACAACUCCUGUGUUCAGGAGAGUUUCUCUGCCUCCGGGUGUCUGGAUACUCUCGCUCUUGCACUGGUUCGUCUAGCUUCAGCAGCAGAUACAAGCUUGAUGUCGUGCCAGCUCUCUGUCACUGUAUCCAAGACCCUGUCAGCUUGCAUCACAGAAAACUCUUCUCUGGCUUCGGGUCUUUCUCAGUAUGGUGUGGUUUCCCACCUCUUCUCCCUGCUGGCUAGCCCACACUUGGACCCUGAGGACAGGCUCUCUGUUUUACUCACUCUGGGCCACUGCACUCAGGCCUCUGAGGAGCACCAGUCCCAGUUGGUGCAGUGUGGAGGCCUGCCCCUCAUCAUCACCCUACUCACAGAAGAUACAAGUGAGGAGGUUCGCAAGGCUGCUACAUUCAUACUGCAGACCUGCAAACAGGCCACCAUGUCCCUGGAAGUGCCUGGUCAGACAGUGAGACAGGGGGAGGGGGAAAAUGUGGACUCCAUUACGAACAUGGAAGGCUUCAGGGGCUCAGCCAGAGAGUUGCUGCGCAGGAUUGACCUGCUGGAGAAGAGACAGGGAAAGGAGGCUGAGGAUGAGCAGGAAGACACAGAGCCAUUAACUUCAAGUGAAGGUCUCGGCCAACCGCCUCUGCCUCUGCAGCAGAAGGAGAGCAUGAAAACCGUCCCCGCCGCAUACAGACAGAGCAGCACUCGCAAGAAUGUAGAAGCAGGGGGUGAACACAACAGUCAGCUUCAAACUGCAAGGAAUGUGGUCAAGAGUAAGGAUGACAGUGAACUGAAGCAAGUGAGCUCCCAUUUAAGUAUGCAGAGAGAGAAGGCUGGAAGCAGUGGAGGGUCUGUGUGGUGUUUGGUGUGCAACGGUACUGGAGCCCUAAUGUCCUCCCAUCCGCAGUCACUAGAGGGAGGCAGAGAGCCGCGUACAGCAGACGAAUGGUUGUUUAAGCCCCCAGCAUCAGUGAGGCCCAGUGCAGCAGAAGAGAUCAAGUGUUCUGAUGAAGAAGAGUUGCAGGACUGUGAGAGGAGCAUGGUGGGGAAAAGCCGAGUGGAGGAACACUCACUGUCUCGUAUCCGGUGUGCAGGUUGUGUGUUGCCGUUUGAGGAGGUGACCAGUCGCACUUUUGCGUCGCUGCAAAGCUCCUGCCACCACAGCUGUGACAUGCACACGGUGCUCCGGGAGGCCACGGAGCGGUUCAGGACUCGUCACUGCAACCUUCUGCUCAGGAGAGAGAACCACGUGGACGCCGAGCGGGCAAACCCAGACCAUGAGAGGGCUUCAGCUGCAGAGCCACAGAGAAGCUGGGGAAACUGGAGGGAGGUCUGCCUGACUCCCAGACGUAAAGAAGCAGGGAAAGGCCAGAGCUCCCUGCCGGAACAUCACAGGAAGAAGCACAGUGGCAUCGCUUUGACUCCACUGCGUAGAGGAGCUAAAGAGGGGACAUUGACCCCUCAUAACACGACCGAGAGAAGAGGAGGGAUUCAAAGUGGACGUCACACUGCUGAUGAUGAGCCGAGGACGAGCACGGAGCACUGUUCCACUAGGAGGAGGAGGAGGACAGACUUCAGCAGGGAGGAGGUGCGUUACCUACUGUGCGGUGUGAAGACUUUGGGUUUCUCCUGGAACUCCAUCCUGUGGUCGUACCCCUUCCUACCUGGACGCACCAAUGUUGACCUGGCCAAGAAAUACAGGCGGCUAAUGGUAACAGGAGAAAGUCUGCCCUAAGUGAGACAUUUGAUAUUUUCCAUUAGAAAUGUCAAAUUGCAUUUAAGUUCGCUGCAGAAAGGGGAAGUCUUCUGAGAUCCUGGGCCAGCCGAUGAAUUAAUGCCUCCUGUUAGUAAUAGCUUUGACUUUCUUCACACUGUAUUUAUUGGAAAUAAUCCAAAUAAGCGUUUACCUAAUAUAUUAACAUAGUGUACUCUCAGUAUUUAUUAAGAUUUUUAGUA
This is a messenger RNA of Anarrhichthys ocellatus (wolf-eel), 2654 nucleotides long. It is a transcript of the gene terb1, whose product is annotated as telomere repeat binding bouquet formation protein 1. Gene Ontology annotation, biological process: homologous chromosome pairing at meiosis; meiotic attachment of telomere to nuclear envelope. The transcript has 19 exons. Gene Ontology annotation, molecular function: protein binding. The record is from RefSeq and is a predicted model, not a curated record. Bases 1 to 2433 code for a protein of 810 amino acids. NCBI's taxonomy places the organism in Eukaryota, Metazoa, Chordata, Actinopteri, Perciformes, Anarhichadidae.